AUGGCACCCAAGCGCCCCUCUUCCGUCCUGCCCUCCGCCAUGUCCUCGCCACUUUUUGAGCGGUUGAAGAACAUGCGCGUCGUUCUUGCCUCGGGCUCCCCGCGGCGGAAGGACAUCUUCGAGAACAUCGGCUUCAAGCCCGAGAUCAUUCCGUCAACGUUUGAGGAGGACUUGUCAAAGGCGGACUUCGAAGGCCAUCUGGCCGAUUACCCCAUUGCGACUGCCGGCGAGAAGGCGAUGGAGGUGUACGAGCGCUUGAUGCGGGAGAACGACGAGGACCCCGCGCAGAUCGUUAUAAGCGCGGAUACAGUAGUCAUCUUCCCGCCCGAGAAGGAGACAGUCGAGGGCGGCAGCGCUCAUGGCGAGAGGAGCGAGAUCCUCGAAAAGCCAGUGAACAGAGCCGAGCAGUUCCGCAUCCUCGACCUCAUGUCUGGGCGAAGCUGCGAGGUCGUCACAGGUGUGUGCAUUGUGUUCCCUACCCUCGAGGCCCCGGGGUUCAAGCUCAAGUCCAUCUCAUGCUCUACACUUGUCCACUUCUUCGAGAACACGAAAGAGGAGAUUCAGUCUUACGUCGAGCAUGGGGAAGGCCACGACCGCGCCGGCGGCUUUGCAAUCCAGGGACUCGGUGGCCUCCUCAUCGACAGGAUAGACGGUAGUUACGACAACUGCGUGGGCUUCCCGUCGAGCCAGUUCUGGAAGUGGAUGUCACGGCUGGAUGAGGAGGGAACAUUUAACGAUAUCUAG
Messenger RNA from Cutaneotrichosporon oleaginosum, 744 nucleotides. RefSeq lists its product as uncharacterized. Lineage: Eukaryota; Fungi; Basidiomycota; Tremellomycetes; Trichosporonales; Trichosporonaceae. The record is from RefSeq and is a predicted model, not a curated record. Gene Ontology annotation, molecular function: nucleoside triphosphate diphosphatase activity.